Molecule: messenger RNA, 3851 nt
Organism: Loxodonta africana (African savanna elephant)
Lineage: Eukaryota; Metazoa; Chordata; Mammalia; Proboscidea; Elephantidae
Gene: CGGBP1
Product: CGG triplet repeat binding protein 1
Exons: 3
Coding region: 394-897 (167 amino acids)
Biological process (GO): regulation of transcription by RNA polymerase II
Cellular component (GO): nucleus
Molecular function (GO): double-stranded DNA binding
Source: RefSeq, a predicted model, not a curated record
GGCGCGGCGGGGGACACGGCGGCCGCGGCGGGGCUCGAUCGGGCAACGGCGGCGGCGACGGCGGCAGCUACUAGUUCUCCUCCUUCCUCAUCCCUUUGCUCCUUAUCUUCCUCCUUUCCUUUCCGGCUGUGUCUCCUCCACUUCCCCUAGCGGCAGCCCCGAUCCUACGUAAAGGCAUGACUUUCCGGUACCGCAGGGAAAAUAGGGUGCAAGCCCAGAAACUGUUUCCCCAUCACCACUUGUUGAAAAACUGAUUUGGAGGCAUCUCCGGGUUUGAACCAACGUAAGGUGCCAGGGAUUGAUGCGCCUCUGGUUUUGCUUGGAGACCGUUCACUACUAAGUAUCAGGACGUAAACAACUGGAAACUAAUCCGGUCCCUUAUUCAAAGUCAGAAUGGAACGAUUUGUAGUAACAGCACCGCCUGCUCGAAACCGUUCUAAGACUGCUUUGUACGUGACUCCCCUGGAUCGAGUCAGUGAGUUUGGAGGUGAGCUGCACGAAGAUGGAGGAAAACUCUUCUGCACUUCUUGCAAUGUGGUUCUGAAUCAUGUUCGCAAGUCUGCCAUUAGUGACCACCUCAAGUCCAAGACUCAUACCAAGAGGAAGGCAGAAUUUGAAGAGCAGAACGUGAGAAAGAAGCAGAGGCCCCUAACUGCAUCUCUUCAGUGCAACAGUACUGCGCAAACAGAGAAAGUCAGUGUUAUCCAGGACUUCGUGAAAAUGUGCCUGGAAGCCAACAUCCCACUUGAGAAGGCUGAUCACCCUGCAGUCCGUGCUUUCCUGUCUCGCCAUGUGAAGAAUGGAGGCUCCAUACCUAAGUCAGACCAGCUGAGGAGAGCAUAUCUGCCUGAUGGGUAUGAGAAUGAGAAUCAGCUCCUCAACUCACAAGAUUGUUGACAAGGAGGUUACCACCAUUGUGAUCAAGAUAAAUAAUGUGGAGUAUUAAAGUUAUGUGUUACUGUGUGGCUCAUUUUUAUAUUUAUUUCAUUAAAAUCAUGUGAUGCAGAAUAGUUUUGCAAUAUGUAUAUAGCUGCAGGAAAAAAAAAAACACCACUGCAAAACUUACUGUUAAUUUUAGUCACCAACGGUAUAAAGUAAAACUUAGGUUUAGAAUGUGCCUAGGAUACCUGAAACCUGAUGGUUAUCUUUAAAAUUGAUGGUUUUUCUCCUGAAAUGUGCAUGGAAGAACUGCCUUGCUAUUUUACCCUGUUGCCAUGUAUGACUAUUCCUUGGGAGGUUACUUAAUUAUUCUGAUUGAAGAUUGGCCUAGGAAAUGGAAGCUGCUGCCAGGCAACACCACUCACAGUAACUUAAAGGAAUUAUUUCUGAUUAGAGGAUCGUCUUCAAAAAGGAAGGGGUGGGAGGAAACUGUUCUUUUAUCUUCAAAUCCCUAGCAGAAAUGACUGUUUCCAAUUGUGCUUCACUUGUAUGUGAUGUUAACUAUUCUUCAGUCCCUCACUGUCUUUUUUCCCCCUUGUUAAAGGCUGAUUGUUCUGUUCAGUAGCAGCUUCGACUGACCAAGAAAGGAGCCCUGGUGGCGCAAUGGUGAAGUGCUCAGCUGCCAACUGAAAGGUCAGCGGUUCGAACUUACCAGCUGCUCCAUGGGAGAAAGAUGUGGCAGUCUGCUCCCAUAAAAAGAUUUACAGCCUUGGAGACCUUAGGAGGCAGUUCUAUUCUGCCCUAUAGUGUCGCCAUGAGUCGGAAUCAACAGCAGUGGGUUUGGUUUGGGUUUGGUCAGGUGACCAAAAGACUAAAAUCUUUGUUUUAAUGUCAGUGCCAAAAGCCUUAAGAAUUUUUGCAGUGACAAGAUUUUAGUCUCUUCACAAUAAAUAUUUUUUAACCAUAGCAUUUAUUUUAAGCAUCAUCUUGGAUUUGCAAACCUUUGUUAUGUCUCGGUUUUAAAAGAAUCCAGGAUUGGCAAGGUACACGUUAUAUGGUUGAGUUUCUGUUUUUACAGAAAAUUGUUAAAUACUUCUUGACUCACAGAUCAGAUAAUAUGGAAAUUACUUUCUGUACAUUAAUUUUUCCAUGUGAUUUUAUAAGAGAUUAUUUAGGUAAAUAGACGAAGAACAAUUAAUUUCAUUCUUACCUGCUUUGCCUCUGGUGGUACAAGGUUCUGAAACAUGAUCGUAAACAACUCUCUAGAAAUUCUGGCAAGAUUUUUGUAGUAAAGAUCUGGCAGUAUCCUGCAUAACUAUUUGGGAGGGGAAAAUAAUCAGUUCUGAUAAAGGUCAACCAUAUUCAGGAAAUGAUCUCUCCAAACCUCACUAUCCUGUAAGGUUAUCAAAGUAGCUUAGUCCAGCUAAGUCCUCUCCAUCAGAGACAUAAGUUAUAUUUUUAAAAAUAUAAAACAAAAAACUUGGAUUAGAGCUUUAAAAAAAAAAACCUUAGUUCUUUGAAAAUAUUCAAGUUAAAAAUAUUUAUAAAAUAUUUCUAUUACAAAGCACUGACAAAUGAUUCCCUGUGUGACUUGGAGUUAUCUUUGAGGUCAUUGUACUACAAAUCUUUGUUUAAAAAGCCAAAGUCAAUAGGAAAAAAGUUAUAUUUUUUGGAAACAAUUCUGCAUAUCUAAGUUUCUUUUACAGACUUAAGUUUCUAGUUCCUCUUGUCAAAGUGUCCAUCGCAUUUCAGAUUAUAUGGUUCUUUUUAACUUUCAAUAAGCCUGACACCAAAAAGAGAAAAGGCGCUUAUCAAAAUGUGGACAACCAUUUUUUUUUUUCUCAUUCUCAGUUAAAGUAGCAUAACAAAUGCCUAGAACACUGCUGUCAUUGAUAAAGCACAAGCUUUAUCAGCAGCUAAACAACCAAAAUGUCCUUUGCUUUUACUUCCCCUAGAAAUAGAUUUGCAGGCAACCAUGUUUAAUUUGAAUUAUCCUAAAACUAGGAAAUAAGUGAAUCUUUUUGUCAUUUUCAGAAUACAAAUAUAAGGUUAGAUGAUACAAUCAUUCUAAUUUUUCUAAAUUCUCUGUGAUUCAGGUAGCCCUGUACUAUUUGGGUGUUAAUUUGUAUUGACAGCAAACAGCUGCACAACAGCUUGAGUAGUCCUAAGCAAUAAACUGGAUAGUGUUACAGUAGAAAAACGCCAUCAGUAUUUCAUAUAUGAGUUUCUGUUAUUACUGAUUUGAUGAUCAUUUAGGUUUCCUAUAUGUAAAUGUAUUUCUCCAGGCUCCUGUUAUACACUAUUUAGGGACAUUCUGUUAGGAUUACAUGUCCUUAAUACCCUUUUCCAUCCAGCUGUGAGAGUUUAAUACUGAUGUUUCUUUACUGAUUAUGAAACGUUCAUUCCUUGAAAAUGGUUAACUUUUGCCUUACGGUUAAAAAAUAUGUAAGGCAGAAUGAUUGUUUUCACCUUUUCAAACUUGUACAAAUCCGUGAAACCAUGGUUGUCAUGUGGUAGAUCACAAAUGGAAAUGUCUGAGGCAUAUGCUACUUUGGAGGCGUAGUGAACAUUGUGUACAGAAGCUUUCGAUCUUAACUAUAGUGUUAGUGUGAUGCUAUACUAUUGGGAAAAAAUAGCAACCUUUUUUCUAUUUUUUAAGUUGUAUGCAUAAACAUAAGAUUUGUAAUGUUUCAUUUAUAAACUGCCUUCUUCACAUGCUUACCUGUUAAUAGUGUUUUCUUGAAGUAUGAUAGUACGUCUUCCAGAAUUUCACUAUAUGCUUACAUUAAAUAGUUCCUAGAUUGUUGAGAUGUUAAAUUUCUUGUUGGUUUCUUCUUGAUUCUACAGGGCAUAUAGCAAGCCUGAAGGACAUUGUAAUCAUUUCUUACAGGGUGAAAAUUUAGAAGAAUUGUGUAUGAGAGCCUAUAUUGUUAUUUUAUCCAUUAUCAUCUCUGAGUAAGACUUUUUUUUUU